AUGCUCUACGCACCGUUUGCCUCGGAUAUAGAACUGCCCUUUUACACUGCCCUAACAUCCCUGAAAAUAAAUCAUGACAAGCUUGAUGAUUCGGCUCGCCGAGUCCUAGGCCUUUAUGAAAUUCGGCCUACGGACGCUCCAAACGCCUCGUGUCGAAUGCAAAUACACGGGAACGCACUCACUAGUGACAGGAUUCCUUCUGGAUAUUAUCACGCUGAGGGUAUAAUAAAGAAUGUUAACACCAUCGAAGAAUACACAAAUACUGAUAGAGCACGUCUGCUCCGACAGUCCGGGGAGAAGAUAUGGAAUGCCGUACGCGAUGGAAGUAUUUACUCUUGUCCAUCCCUACUCUCGUCCUUCGUGAUUCUAUCCUACGCCGAUUUGAAGAAGUACAAGUUCCACUAUUGGUUUGCAUUCCCUGCUUUGCAUUCGGAUCCUUCAUGGGUCCCUGUGGGUGAACCCUUGUCAAUUGCGGAGCUCGGUAAUGGUGAGAGUUCAGUGGGACGCGCGGACGCUCGGCCGAAGAGUGAAAGCUUAGCUCUAGUCGAUGCAAUUCAGACAUGGAGCCACACAGUAGACGACCGUCAGCGAGGUUUUUUCUUGGCUCGGAAAGUAUACAUUGCUGAGAAGUACGCAAAUCGUAGAGAAGUGGUCGCAAAUCAAAGUUCCGGAGACACAGAUGAGAUACGAAAGCCGCAAUGGCAAAUCGCAUGUCUUUCGUCCUUUGAGGAAGGCUUUUUUGAGGGAUUUGACUUUGAUGAAUGUUUGGUCGGCUUUGCGGAUCCCUCCAACUAUGAAGAUGCACCAGGCUGGCCUCUCAGAAAUCUACUAUUGCUUGCCAAACAUCGCUGGGGACUUGAUAAGAUCCGGGUGCUGAGAUACCGCGAUGGGCCUUCGGGGCGUGGUCAAUGUCGCAGUAUUGUGCUGACACUAGAGCUGAAGACUGCGCAAACAUCAAGCGUUGCGAACGUUCAUAGUCCCUCCAGAAAUAUGCCGAAAGUUACAGGCUGGGAGCGCAAUCCAUCCGGAAGAUUGACAGGACGGUUGGUUGACCUUACGGAAUAUAUGGACCCCAAAAAAUUGGCCGACCAGUCCGUUGAUUUGAAUCUCAAACUCAUGAAAUGGAGGAUUAGCCCAAAUCUGAAUCUGGAGAAAAUAAAAGCUACCAAAUGCCUGCUGUUAGGGGCGGGCACGCUAGGCAGCUACGUUGCUCGAAAUCUGAUGGGAUGGGGCGUUUCCAAAAUCACUUUCGUGGACAAUGGUUCCGUUUCUUUCUCCAAUCCAGUAAGACAGCCGCUCUUCAAAUUCACCGACUGUCUAGAAGGAGGGGCCAAGAAAGCGCUUCGAGCUUCGCAGGCUCUAUCUGAGAUUUAUCCAGGGGUAGAGUCCGCGGGUCAUGUACUUUCCGUGCCAAUGGUGGGACACCCUGUCAUGGAUGUCGAGAGAACGCAAGCAGAGUUUGAGACACUGCGAAGACUAAUUGAUGAGCAUGAUGCUGUAUUUCUUCUGAUGGAUACACGGGAAUCUCGAUGGCUACCGACAGUUAUGAGCAAGGCUGCAGGCAAAAUUGUGAUGAAUGCAGCGCUGGGCUUUGACUCCUUCGUGGUGAUGCGUCAUGGAGUCCAGUCAGAAACCGAUGACUCGGCGCAACUGGGUUGCUACUUUUGCAAUGAUGUCGUUGCACCAAUGAAUUCCACCAAAGACCAAACGCUGGAUCAGCAAUGUACAGUUACUCGUCCCGGCGUCGCCGCUAUAGCGUCCGCUAUGCUAGUAGAGCUUCUUGUCUCCGUUAUCCAACACCCGUUGGGUGCAGCAGCGCCAGCUCAAGUUUCACGUAAUCAGGACCGAGGUGACCAUCCGUUAGGUCUUAUACCACAUCAAAUUCGGGGAUUCUUGUCAACUUUCGAAAAUGUCUCGGUGGUAGGGAAAAAUUACAGAUUCUGUAGUGGAUGUUCGGACAACAUCGUUGAGACGUUCAAAAUGGAUGGCUGGGAUUUCGUACACAGGGCUUUGAAUGAGCCUGGAUACUUGGAAGAAUUGAGUGGACUGAAAGAGGUAAGCUAA
Aspergillus saccharolyticus JOP 1030-1 is the source of this 2064-nucleotide messenger RNA. RefSeq names its product putative autophagy ubiquitin-activating enzyme ApgG. The record is from RefSeq and is a predicted model, not a curated record. The transcript is spliced from 6 exons. Gene Ontology annotation, molecular function: Atg12 activating enzyme activity; Atg8 activating enzyme activity. The coding region runs from base 1 to 2064 and encodes 687 amino acids. Gene Ontology annotation, cellular component: cytoplasm; phagophore assembly site. Gene Ontology annotation, biological process: autophagy of mitochondrion; piecemeal microautophagy of the nucleus; cellular response to nitrogen starvation. Lineage: Eukaryota; Fungi; Ascomycota; Eurotiomycetes; Eurotiales; Aspergillaceae.